This is a messenger RNA of Salvia miltiorrhiza (redroot sage), 952 nucleotides long. RefSeq lists its product as uncharacterized. The record is from RefSeq and is a predicted model, not a curated record. NCBI's taxonomy places the organism in Eukaryota, Viridiplantae, Streptophyta, Magnoliopsida, Lamiales, Lamiaceae. The transcript is spliced from 2 exons. The coding region runs from base 330 to 836 and encodes 168 amino acids.
CUUGAUGAUGAUGAUGAUGAUGAUGUAACAUGUUUCUUUUGUCUUAUACUACUGUAACACUGUUUAAUAUCUAUUGAAAUUUUUGUGGUGUUAAACUGUUUAAUUUAAAAUGAUGCAUUAAGAGGCUAUAUUAGUGGCAGUACUGAAUAAUGCAGCCUUUACAUGGUGUUUAUUUGCACUAUUGUGAAGCUUAAUACAUGAUGUCUGAAACUUAAAUGUAUCUACAUUCAUGAUAAAGUUGUUGAGCUUCUUGAGUUUGAUUUUUAAGUUAUCAGAUUCAAAGUAUUGUGAUUGAAGCAUGAGUUGAUAGUUGUUAGUUGUUUUCAUGGAUGCUCAGAGUUCCAUGUAGAAUCGGCAGUUGCCAAACACCGGUGGAGGUGAUGGCCUGCGCGAGUGAAUUCCUCCCCGAGUUUGUGGUGAAUGCCCUUCUCUAUCCGGGAGCAGUUAAGCGGGCUCUGAUGAAGGGCGCAGCCGUGCCAAGCCCUGAUCAACUGCUGCAUCCUUACAAGUUUAAGAAAGGGAAAAAAACUGAUCUCAGACAGUUGGAGGUUAUUGUAGGCAGCUACCUGUGUGUCGCGGGGGCUUUUGUAGGGCUUCUAAGGCGCGGGAGAAUGAGUUACCUCGGCUUAACCCUCAUCCUACGGGGCAUCGCGAGGGAAAUGUUUUUUGGUGGGAAACAUGCUACUAAAGCUCCUUGCUUAUUUCCACAGAUGAUAAUCACUAUGGUUAUCGCCUUCUUCUCUAUGAGACGGGAUGUCAGAAAGCUUCUCAAGUGUUGCAUUCCCGACUGCGUUGCUAAACGCCUCAAGAAUCGCUCCAAAGCCAAAUACAGUUGAGUUUGUGUUUUGGUUCAAAACUGCUCAUUUUGCUCUGUUUUUGGCAGAAUAUAUGCAUAGGAUAUUUUUCUGUGUAUUUUCAGGGUAGAGAGUAUGUGAUAUCAGCAAAUUCUUGG